UUCAUUGUCUGUGGUAAUCAACAUAACCUCAAAAAUCGUGGUAAUAAAAUUAUGAAAAAUAAUAGUAGUGAAACAUACGUUUUUGGAAAAGAUACUUGAUCACUACAAAAGCAAACGUUAUUUAUUAAGUGUUCAUCGAAACCACUGCAUAAAAUGAAAAUCUCAGAACUACCCGGUGAUGAAGAUUCUGGCUUAACUUGCCGCACAUACGUUUUUCAAAAUGAGAGCCACACUUUAGGAAAUGCUUUAAAAUGUAUUAUUAAUGGAUAUGAAGAAGUAGAAUUUUGUGGCUACACAGUGCCACACCCAGCUGAAGCCAAAAUGCACUUCAGGAUACAGACAAGAAAGACACCAGCGUUAGAAAUACUGAAACGAGGGCUAAAAGAUCUUCAGAAAGUUUGUGACCACACUAUGGAUCUGUUUGAAAAAGAAGUUUAGGAAUUUAAUAAAAGUUCAUAAUAAA
Molecule: messenger RNA, 463 nt
Organism: Ostrinia nubilalis (European corn borer)
Lineage: Eukaryota; Metazoa; Arthropoda; Insecta; Lepidoptera; Crambidae
Gene: l(2)37Cg
Product: probable DNA-directed RNA polymerases I and III subunit RPAC2
Exons: 3
Coding region: 154-438 (94 amino acids)
Biological process (GO): DNA-templated transcription
Cellular component (GO): RNA polymerase I complex; RNA polymerase III complex
Molecular function (GO): protein dimerization activity; DNA binding
Source: RefSeq, a predicted model, not a curated record